AUGACAUUGCCAAGGUUUGUGGUGCUGAAAUCAAACUGGAAUGACAAGUGCUUGCACUACAUACAUGAAGAUGGGGAGGUGCAUGGGUUUGUCCAAUUCUGUGGAGAGGAGGUUUCCAGUCAGUAUUCAAAGUACGAAUUGGAGAUGGCAAAAACUAGUAGUAAUGGGAAUGUACUUGUUCAUAUAAAAUGCUGUUACAACAACAAAUACUUUGUAAGAUGGUUGCCCAACCAAUGGUGGAUUGUUGCCACUGCUGACGAACCAGAGGAAGACCAAUCCAAAUGGUCAUGUACCUUAUUUGAGCCCCGCCGCAUAAAUGAUUAUGACGCUGCUCAAACAACAAUUGGAUCUAUUGCUCAAACAAUUCGAUUGCGUCACGUCCAGCUCGGCCACUAUGCAUGCUUAUGGAGGGUAAUAACCGUACACAGUUCAUGCUUAUUCGCAGCAACCACAGAGCCUAACAAAGAACAAUGCGAUGUCUUCACAAUCAUCGAUUGGGAACCGUUGUCAUUAGUGCAACCCAAAUCCAACGCUUUUAUAAGAGAGACAGUAGCAUUGCCAAGGUUUGUGGUGAUCAAAUCAAACUAA
Messenger RNA from Camellia sinensis, 588 nucleotides. The record is from RefSeq and is a predicted model, not a curated record. Lineage: Eukaryota; Viridiplantae; Streptophyta; Magnoliopsida; Ericales; Theaceae.